GGAGGUGGAAACAGGCACUUGGGGAGAAGCGCCUAUGUGGUCUUCAGUCAGAACCUAAAGUCAAAUCUUUUCUGCAAGGAUAGAAAUCUAACUCUUCAAAGCAGAACAUCUUUCCAGAAAAAGAACGGAAGGUAGAUAAAGGUCACCUACAACACAAAGAGACAGAAAGGAAAGGAAAACUACAAAACAGAGCCGAGCACAGCUAAGUGAAGAGAUGGGAGAGGAAAAGGGCAGUUCUCAGACUACAGGAUACUGUUAAUUUUAAUAACGUGGACAUAAAAGAUUUUGUUUGCACACAGGGAGAGGUUCUGCUCUUGGCUAGACAAAGCUCACUCUGUGUCCAUUCUAAAGCUAUCACUCGACCAGCUCAUUUUUUGACUGUAGAUAAGCGUGAUUAUUUGGUAAAUAACUCGUGACUUCAACAGGUCAUUACAUCCUGAGGCAAGAAGGUAUAAAGCUGCAGGAGCCUGGGACCACUCAGGCUGAAGAAGGCAGAGUUCUCAGAGUGUUGGUUCCAACCAGAUCUAAAAGAUACCAGAGACUUUAAGGGCAAACUGGAAAGAGCUCUGAGGGCCUUGGAAUUAAAGCAUCGAAGUGUCAUCUCCAGGGAAAGACAAAAUGGCUCCCAAAGGUGUUUGGCUGUUCCUCCUGAUGAGCUGUGUAACUGGACCUGAAGUCCUGAGUGCUGUCUUGAGACCCAGCUGUCGUCCAGGAUGGUUUCUCUACAAGUCCCAUUGCUAUGGAUACUUCCGGAAGCUGAGAAGCUGGUCUCAGGCUGAGCUGAAGUGUCAGUCAUAUGGACAUGGAUCCCAUCUGGCAUCCGUCUUGAAUAAAAAGGAAGGCCAAGUCAUAGCAAGGUUCAUAUUUGGCUAUCAAAGAAACCUGCCUGUGUGGAUUGGCCUGCAUGACCCAAAGAAGAAUCAGCUUUGGCAAUGGAUUGACGGGUCUACACAGCUGUACAAUGCCUGGAAUCCCACGACGAAGAGUGAAGCCAGGCACUGUGCUGAGCUGAACCCCAAGAAUAAAUUUUCAAAGUGGAACAAAAACAGAUGUGACGAGCGACAGCACUUCCUAUGCAAGUACAAGCCAUAGAGCAGGAAUCAAGCGUCUGCCAGCCUUGCGCAAGCUCCUUCGUCCUCCCUCUCACCUGGUGGCUGAUAUAAUCAUUAUCCCUGAGAGUAAACGCAGCAGCGAACACUGAUGAGGCCUCCAGAGCACUGACUGUCAGGCUCAGAGGGUUUAGCAUGGUGGGACAGUGACUUCCGGUCUCAGAGAUCUUAGCAUAGUGGGACAGUGGCUUCCGGUCUCAGUGUUCACGCUACAAUCCUUUCUAAUAUUCCUCUUCCCUUGGGCUGUCUCCAACAAGUAGAAAUGUGCUUCCUGACCACUGGGUCUUUGUCAUACCAGUAAAGUUUUGGAGCCAAG
This is a messenger RNA of Peromyscus maniculatus bairdii (prairie deer mouse), 1425 nucleotides long. It is a transcript of the gene Reg4, whose product is annotated as regenerating family member 4. NCBI's taxonomy places the organism in Eukaryota, Metazoa, Chordata, Mammalia, Rodentia, Cricetidae. The record is from RefSeq and is a predicted model, not a curated record.